Messenger RNA from Galleria mellonella (greater wax moth), 2493 nucleotides. RefSeq lists its product as uncharacterized. Lineage: Eukaryota; Metazoa; Arthropoda; Insecta; Lepidoptera; Pyralidae. The transcript has 9 exons. The record is from RefSeq and is a predicted model, not a curated record. Bases 600 to 1913 code for a protein of 437 amino acids.
AAUUGAUAACAUAAAAGAGCGCGAUAGGUAAAUUCAUAUAAAAGUCAAAUAACCUACUUUUUAUUGCCAUUUAUGUAAAUUAAGUUAAAUCUAUACUUGUAUAAAUUAUUAUAUUUAUUUAAAUUUAUAAUUUUUUUAUACAACUUACAAAGGCAAAAAACAACUUUCAAACAUAUUAACGUAAUACAUUGUACUAACGAAUGUUAUAUUAUAAAAAUGUCUCGUUUUAGCUACUGUCAUUGCAUAUCAUAGGAUACUAGGACCACGAAUACUAUUCUUAAUCUAUUAUCAACUUUGCAUCUCUUCGUAGUCGGUUUGACAUCUAACAUUUGUUAUCUUUAUCUUUAUAAUCUGUGUUCCUGUUCUCUUUUUGUAUCUUAUUUUUAAUUUUUUUAUUUAUUUGACUUUUAGUACCUAUAUUUAUUAUUAUCUCUGUUUAUUUGUUCCUAUAUAUGAAAUUUAUUGUCCUGGUGUAGAUAAUAUGAAUAUUGUACUCUCUUUCUCCAAGUAUUAUCAACUUUAUUAAUAAAAAAAAUAGUAAAGUAGUUAUUUCGUACUUUAUUAUUGAAUUCCAUAUAAUUUACUUUUAAAUCUUUAAGAUGAAUGAAGACGAGCAAGAUAAUAAACCAUCUGCAACUCCAUUUUCGAGAUAUAGAAGUCCUAUAUUUGCUUUAGAUGAAAUCGAAACUUUGGUCAACUUAAUAGAUAAAUAUAAAUUUAUAGUUUUAAAUAAAUCUACAAGUACUGCAGCUUGUCAUGCUAAAGAAAUUAUUUGGGCGAAAAUAACGAAGGCUUUCAAUAGUCAUACCUUUAGACAUAUGAGAAGUGGAGACUGUUUAAAAAAUAAGUGGGAAAAUUUGAAAAAAGAAGCAAGAAAAGUAUCAAAAAACCUAAUGGAAAUUAAACGUGGUGAAUAUAGUGACCUAACUAAUCAAAUAUUAAGUAUGAUGUAUGAAGCAGAAAACAGUACAUGUGAAGUUGAGUUACCAGAAGAGACUGUUGAAGAAAUAAAAGAACCAGAAGUACAAAAAACUCUGAAAGAAGACAAGGCAUUGAAAAGUUGGGUAGAUAAUCAUAAUAAAGAAUCUGAUGAAUCAACAGAUGGUGAAAGUGAACAAAAGAAAGGGUUAUAUUCAAAUACAAGUAGAUCAAUGAACUUCUCCCCACAUGAAUGCAGAUUGCUGCUUAAGUGUGUAAGGGCAGAAAAAAUACAUAUCUUAUGUAAGGAUAACUCAACUAAAGCUAAUAAAUUGAAGAGUGAUGCUUGGUGUAGGGUAACAGAGGCAUACAAUAAACAGUGUCCACUAAAAAGAACAACAAAAGUCCUGCGCACAAAAUUCACAAACAUGAAAAGACUAUCUAGAAGAAUUCGUGUACAUGGUUAUUUAGCUAAGAAAAUAAAUAAGAAACAUGUCCAAUUAGAUGAAGAAUGUAGUAAUAGUGAUAAGACAAUAAAAACAGAGCCUAUUUAUGAAAUCAACGAUGAACAAAUGCAGAAUGAUGAUGCUCACAAUGAUGAUGAUAAUGAUUUUAAUGAAAUUCCCAAUAAUGUAAAUAACAAUCCCAUUAACAUGGCGCCAGAUCCUCUUAGCACAGUGCUCAACAGUGAUUCGGGAAUAGGUUCAGUAACAAAUAUGGAAUCCUUUAACAUGUUGGAUAACAAAGAAAUAUUGGAAUUAAAAAAAGAGUUGUUGAAUUAUGAAUUAGAAACAGCCAAAUUAAAAAGAAAAAAGUUAGAAGACGAAAUACAAGAGGAAGCAAUCGCUAGAGAAAUGAGAGCGACAGAGAGGGCAUUGCGACUCCGCGCGGCAAGGCUGGAAGUAGUGGCUGCCGAAAUGAAGCUGCCGGUCGGCCAUCCCGCCCUCCACUAUGCUCAGCAGGAAGCGCGUGCGCAACCUUCGUACAUGAUAUAAAAUCAUAUUUAUACGGUAGUAAUUUUGCACUACUAAAAUUUCGCCACCAGCGAUCACCAGGGGGGAAGUACCAAUGACAUGAAUGCAAUGCAUGACAACAGACUUCUAUAGGUGAUAAACCACUGUAUAAAAUCUUCUUAUACUGUAGUACUAGUUUUCAAAGCCAGUCAUUAGCCCAGAAUAAGGUUGUUCCAAUAUGUACCAGGGAUAAAAGGACGGAGAUCACUGGCAACGAAAUUUUACUCAUAUAAGCAAGCCGAAAGUAGUGCAUAUUUUUUGUAGUAGAACGACGAAACAGUAUUUGAAAUAAUGUUGCUCUAGAGUAUUGUUGACGAGUCAAUAAAUCGUCCGUAAUUCGAUAUUUGUUUCGCAAUUAAUUUUUUUUUUUUCUAUAUAAUUUUCCUAUAUUGAUCUCAUUGUAAAUAAAGACUUGAAAUCCUAACUUUUCAUAGGUAAUUUUUUAAACUUUUUAUAGGUGAACGGUAAAAAUAAAUGAAACGAGAGUUUUAAAUACGAAAAUUUGUAUAUUUUAAUUGAUUGCGCUUUUACAAGAUGAUUAAAUUACUGUUCAAUAUUAAAA